AUGCUUGCACCACUUGUAUUAGGCAUAGCUGCGCUUGCCAGCGCCUUCCCGGUUUCUACGACCGAAAGUGCGACCACAUAUCCGGCCGUGGGCUUUUGUUUGGGAGAUUGUUGGACACAUGACCCUGGCAUGGUCCAGCGUGAGUCAGAUGGCAUGUACUUUCGCUUCUCAACGGGAAGUGGAGUAAACACUAUGAUGUCCCCCUCGCUCGCGGGUCCAUGGGUGAAUGAGGGUCCUGCACUGCCUCAUGGCUCAAUAAUCAAGUUGGACGGUGUCGAUAGCAUGGAUAUUUGGGCUCCCGACGUGCACUAUGAUAGUGGAAUCUACUAUAUGUACUAUGUGGUAUCUAAGCUCGGCACGCAAAACUCGCAAGUCGGUGUAGCCACGUCUACGACCAUGGAGCCGGGGUCAUGGACCGACCACGGCGUGAUUGGCUUGCCCGCUAGCGGCGACUACAACCGGAUCGACCCCAACUGGAUCACCAUCAACGGCAAGCAGUAUAUGCAAUUCGGCUCUUACUGGAAGGAUCUCUUCCAGGUUGAGAUGGAAUCUCCUCUAAAGGUCGGCGGCGCGGCUCCGCACCAGCUUGCAUUCAAUGCUAGUCUCAACCAUCGCGAGGAGGCUUCUUUUAUGUUCCAGCACGAGGAUUACUACUACCUCCUGUUCAGUGGCGGUGUUGCUGGCUCCUAUACAGACACCUCCCCACCCCAGGGUGAGGAGUACCGGAUACACAUGUGUCGCUCAAAGAGCGGACUUGGAGACUUCGUUGACAUGGCUGGUGUCUCCUGCUUGAACUCUGGCGGCACCAUCUUGCUGCAGAGCCAUGACCAGAUCUACGCUCCCGGUGGACAGGGUGUCAUCCACGAUAAGGAGCUAGGCCCUGUUCUGUACUACCAGUACUACCCACUGGAGUUGAAGCAGGCUGGCGGUGUUGGUAACGACGGCUUCAGAUACGGCUGGAAUCCUCUGGGCUUCAAGGAUGGCUGGCCAUACGUGAUGUCUACCAUCUAA
Penicillium longicatenatum is the source of this 1011-nucleotide messenger RNA. RefSeq lists its product as uncharacterized. The coding region runs from base 1 to 1011 and encodes 336 amino acids. Gene Ontology annotation, biological process: carbohydrate metabolic process. The transcript has 4 exons. The record is from RefSeq and is a predicted model, not a curated record. Gene Ontology annotation, molecular function: arabinan endo-1,5-alpha-L-arabinosidase activity. NCBI's taxonomy places the organism in Eukaryota, Fungi, Ascomycota, Eurotiomycetes, Eurotiales, Aspergillaceae.